GUCAAUUACAUUCGUUAGUAAUCAUUAUACAGUGUAUCUAAAAUUACUAAACCAAAAGUAUUAAAAAUUAUCAUGAACCGUUUAAUCUUUUUCGCUGCUGCACUCUCAUUAGUCUUCACCGUCGCCAAUACACAAAGCGUGUCAGACUCCGACGUUGAUUCCGAUAUUAUAGAGGAAUCUACCACAGAAAAUCCAACGGAAUACAUUGAAGAUUUAACUAAAAUAGAUUUAACCAACAAUGACAGUGAAUCAGUCAAGUCACGGGAAGAUGAAAUGGCCAACGAAUUAGCCUAUAUGAUAACGUUCAUAACAAAGUCCUUUGCAGAUAUGUCAAAAAUUACAGAAGACAUGAAAGGUCUGAGUAACAAAACGAAUAUUGAUGAAGCUUCUAUGAAAAAUCUUGUAAAUAAUUUGAUAAAUUAUGUGGAGGACACUGAAAUCAUGAAGCAGCAAAUCAAUAGUGUGGUGGAAUAUAGAGACCAAUUUCAAGACACGAUUCUAAAAAAUUUGAACUCAUUGCCAGUUAGUACGGAAGAAGCAAAACAAAUGGAAAAUGAACUACGUAAACAGAUGAAAAUUCGAUUACCCAACAUACCAACUUCACAAAAUAUUAUGGAUCUUCCUGCAAGUAUGCCAAAUAUUUUCCAAAAUUAAAUUCAAGUUUAUUUAAUUUAUUUUGUAAUUUUAUUUUAAAGUUUAUUUUCAAUAUUAAUAACUAUGUCUUUUGAUCAUAUUUAAAUAAAAUAUAAAAUAGAUUUAA
This is a messenger RNA of Rhopalosiphum maidis (corn leaf aphid), 760 nucleotides long. RefSeq lists its product as uncharacterized. Bases 73 to 654 code for a protein of 193 amino acids. NCBI's taxonomy places the organism in Eukaryota, Metazoa, Arthropoda, Insecta, Hemiptera, Aphididae. The transcript has a single exon. The record is from RefSeq and is a predicted model, not a curated record.